AUGUCAGCUAUAUUUCAGAACCAGCUUGACGACCCCAACUGUACGAAUCCUGGACGGGAAAACCCGGAUGGCGAUGUUCAAGUCGAAGUCAUCCUACAGCCCGGACAGAGAUACGGUUGGUGGGAGGAUCACGAGCCGGAAGAGAGUCAUGCAGUGGCGACAGUGCAUGGGGCGGUGAACGAUCUCCGAACGAGGAUACUCUUGGAUACUGGUGCAUCUGGAAGCAUGAUUAGCUUGGACCAUGCGCGUAGGCUCAAGCUGAAAUUCCGGACAUUGCCGGAGCCGAUCAGGGUGUCCGGAUUAGGAGGUGCUCCCACCAACAUUACGUCGUACACCCGGGUGAAGAUCACUCUGGGAUUCCGCGUGGUGUAUGUGAUGAGUGUCUGGUUGGCGAAUAUCGGCGAAGGAUUGGAAGUCCUUCUGGGGAUGAACUUCAUGUAUGCGGCUGGAGUGCGGUUGAGCGUGCAAGAAAUACUAGUACAGCUCCCGGACGAAGAAACUAUUGUGAUGUGUGAUGGUCCGCGCCGUGACAAAAUGGGCUUGGAUCUCCCGGUAACCCCGGAUGAGGGGAUCAAUCUCCGUCCGGGGGAACAUGCGAUCGUGAAGGUUAGGUACGGCCAGAGCAUCCCCCAACGGGAUGUUGUGUGGGCCGGCCGGGGUGAUCGUUGGGUCACCAAGAUGCUGUAUGCUACCAAGUCGUGGGCGUCUUCGGUGAAGGUGGUGAACAUCUCCAAGCAGAGAGUGUGGAUUGGCAACCGAACUCCUGUGGCCCGGAUCGUCGAGUUCGGGUACUUUCCCCGGUUUGGGAGAUUUGUCCGCCCGGGAAGCAAACGGUAUCAGGAGUGGCAACAGCUGAUCUACGAGAACACAGUGUCUCCGGAAGCAGAGGCGCCUGAGCAGGAGCAGAUCGAGCUCGAGUGGAGUCGGCAGCCCCCAGCUAUAGAAAGACCGCACCGGGAAUGGCCGACCAGGAUUCUCCUACGG
Phytophthora sojae is the source of this 984-nucleotide messenger RNA. RefSeq lists its product as hypothetical. Lineage: Eukaryota; Oomycota; Peronosporomycetes; Peronosporales; Peronosporaceae. Gene Ontology annotation, molecular function: aspartic-type endopeptidase activity. The record is from RefSeq and is a predicted model, not a curated record. The annotation marks the transcript as partial. The transcript has a single exon. Gene Ontology annotation, biological process: proteolysis.